AUUAGCGCGUCUUUUCGCUCCCAUUGUUCCGCGAUUUAAUAACGGCACUAGCUACCGCGUCUCGCGACGUACCGGUAGCGAUGUGGGUGCCUGCUUUGCCGCGUGAUUUCAAUGCAUGCACCGUGAGCGCGCAUGGCUUGCGCUUUCGGCCGCGCCUGUGGCUCGGUGCAGAUGCUCUGGCUCGGUUGCUGCGCUCUUUCCUCGAGAUUUCACCGCUUCUAGGCUGUGCUUUCCUGUCUCUUCUGCUCUAACCCUCUUUGUCCCCCUGCUGUGUCUUUCCUGUCUGUCGCUUCGCGGCAUCAGCGCGCAAGCCAUGUCUAGGCAACGGAGCAACUCUAGCGAGGCUAUGGUGAAGUUUCUGAAGGACCGAGUAGAGUCUAACCAGGGAAUCUCGCUUCAGAAGCUGACGGGCCACCUGUCCCAGCUGCCGUCCGACCUGCGCACCAAGUACGGCUGCUCCGUCAAGUCGCUCAAGAUCUUCCUGCAGCAGUUCCCCAAGGUGUUCGUCAUUCGCAACCAGAGUAACGUGUAUGUGCGUACCAGAAGCCGACGCGCGACGACCGAGGAGGUGACCUCGCUGGAAGGCAGCAUGGAGAGCUUCCAGACCUCCGCCUCGGACCGCGACGACGACGACGUGACGAGCCUGAGCAACGUCGUGGGCACUGUGUACCGGAUCUUCAACGUGUACGGCUUCAUCUCGGUCAAAUACCCGAUCAAGACGAGCGUCUACUUCGACGUCCAGGCCUUCGAGAACGCCGAGCACAGCAACUUGCCGUCGUCGGGGCUCCAGGUCAACGACACCGUCGUCCUGGACGCCAAGGCGGGACCCCGGGAGUGUGAGGCCAAGUUCAGGGCGAGCCGCGUUGCACGCGUCAGACAGACGUCGUCAAAUUGCUCUUCACCGGCUCCCAACAGCGUCACCGGCAGCUGCGGUGGUGGUGGCAACUUGGGGUUGCCGAUCGUCAACCAAAACGGCGUCAUAGAGACUGUCAAGGCGAACUACGGAUUCAUCAAGUUCGGCCGCAACCAGAGGGAGCGCGCCUUCUUUCAUGCCAACAACGUGGACAGGUCUCUGGGCAGGUCCAUCAAGAACCUGCCAGACGUGUUCACCGUUGACGACAAAGUACGCUUCAAUGCCAAGCCCAGCAAGAAGCCGUCCGAUAAGGUCAAGUGGGAAGCCACUACGGUGUAUCUGAGCCAGAAGUCGGGGCGGGAAGGGACCUUUGAGGAUGAUGAAAGUGGCAACGAGGUCUUCAUGUCCGACGACGAGUCGGAUAUCCACGAUAUGCUUCACGACAAAGAUACUAGCAGCUGUGACAGAGACAUAGACGAAUCUCCUGCCUUGGAUUACCCGGACUGGGACUCAUGCUCAACCAGGGCAGAUUUCAGCGACACUACAUCUACUCAAGGAAAGUUGGAUCUAGUUAACUCGCCCCUGUCGGGAUGGGAAGCCAGGCAGAAAGUUUCCAGCGAACGUGGCUUCUUUUACCCAGUAUCCGAGACCGAAGGAACCAUAAAGUUUGGCGUCAACAAGGCAAACACGGCUAGUGCGACAGUGGCCGUGACCUUCCGUGACAAGGAGCCGCUCGAAAAUCUACUCUGGGAAGUUAGUGACGGGCAAGAAGUUAGCUUUGACGCCGUCGAUGCAGGAGAUAAUGAGUGGGUUGCGACACUAGUGUGGAUAGGGCAGAGGCCUGCACUGCCACACGUGGGCGACAGCGAAGACAUUUUCAACAAGAUUGUCAACAAAGGCACAGAUGUUGACGGAGAAGACGCCAACAGUGUGCAGGAGCCUGCAGACGAUUUUGGCCAACAGCCAGACUUCGGGCGGUCUUCCUCGCUAUCCCCACCCCGUUCGGUCCAGCCGUCCGUCUCCAUAUACGAGAACGCCGAGGCUACGGUAUUGAAAAGCAUGGAGUGCAUCGCGACAUGCAAGGUCAACGAGUCUGGAGUCUUUAGGAAGAUAGACUUUACAAGUGAUUGUUUUUACAAAGAUGGAACCAUCUUCUUUGGUGACCUGAAUGAAGUGCUUCAUCAGGGGAGCAUUGUCUGUCUCGACUAUAUGGUUGGUGUUAACAGAGGAGGCAAGGAAAUCGUGCACUUUGACGUUGUCUGGCAAGGAAGGAGGCCGAGAGGCGUCCCACAGCUGAGUCCCGAAGAGUUCCGCAAGAGGCUCCGAAGGGAUGGCGACACCACUAACAGCAUCAACACUUUCGGAGACUUCGAGCCUGAAGCCGACAGUGUGGAGGAUGAGGAGGAGCCUCGCACGCCAUCUCAAGCGCCUUCCUAUGAGGCAGCCAUUGAGGACGACGAGGCAGCCGUCGAAGACGACGAGCCGUGCAGACUGAGUGCACCCAGCGGCUCCACCUCAACAUCCAUGACGGGGAUCCCUCUAGAUCCGUCCCCGGAUGACGCUAGUCCUGUUCGCUUUGAGCACAUUCCAGGAAACCAAAGAGGAGGUUGUGGUGAUAUGGCAGGGGCUUCCUUCUUCACGUCGGAUGUAAAUGAUGAGGUGCUCCAGCGACUAGCGAAGAUGGUGGCAGCGGAAAUCACCGCCGAACGAGAGAGGACUCGAAUCAUCCUCCGUGACAUUGGCGUGCAGACCGAGGACGAAGACUCGUUGCUGUUGUCUUUGGUGAGGGCAAAGGGCAAGCCCCCGACACUGGUCAGCUCUAGCACCCAGACACUGUCGACAGGAGGCAUCAAAUCGGAAGAGCUCUUCAUCAACUGAACGACCACACUGGGGUGCUUUCCUCGGGGACUUGUAUCGAAGCGGCAGCGCGGCGUUUCAGUCGUUGCCUUCCUUUUUUUUUUAAUUGUUCUUUUUUAUAAAGCCUCAGCCCUUACACCUGUUGCCAGCCAGUGGAGAAGAAUGCUCAUUAGGAAUGAAGAGACACCUUCCAAGAAGAUUCCAUUUAAUGCCAUUCCAUCGUUUACAACAGUUGAAAAAAAGACCUGCCUGCAAAGCGGCGAGGGCAAGAUCGCAACAAUGUGUGCCGGUGACCUCCCACUCCCAAAAAAUGCAUCCUCCGGGGAGGCUUCACUGUUUUUUUAAGUACUCUUGCCGUCGAAGGCAUGUCUUCCAAGCGUUUUUGCAGGACAGCCAACGAACGCAAAUCGACAGAAGGCUGCCAGUGCUUUGCCCUGUGUUAUCAACUGCGAAAGCCCACAAACUUUUUUCUUUUUACCCGUCUUUCAUGUCUAAGCUUCUUGCUGUUGGGCUUCCGUGGCAAUAAUUCAUCAAUUUUUAAUUUACAAAAUGUGGCGGCCAAGAAUACUACUUUUUGUCAUCAUAUAGAGGCAGGUGGCAGUUUUCCUUCAAGACACCCUUGACAAAGCAGUUCCUUGCAGUCAAGCCAUUCCAUCCGUCGGCUAAACAAGCGCAGAAGUUCUCUUAGCUUGUCAGGCACUGUUUGUGUUUGACUUGGACCGAAUUGUGUAGUGUGAGAGAUGCGCCAGCCGACAGUGUGAUCUGUCGUCAUGGGACUGGAGUGUUGAAAUGCUCAUGCCUCAACAGACCCUUGUGAUCGGACUACAUUGGCAGUGUAGUAGUCUUGCCAAGCAUCUUUCUUGUACAGAGUGUUUAGUAAUGUUUGUACUUGGCCGGAUAUGCAGAGUAUUGCACCUGCAAAAUAGAAUACCACCAAAUGGCAUUGCGCAAAGGUCGUUCAGCAGCCAGCGGCAUAAUAUCAACAGCCAAUCACCAUUUUCCUGCCCGGUGCUGCCGCCCUAGGAAGACUACUCGAUACAGUCAUGUCUCUAUCUGCGCGGCAUUGCGUCUUUCGCAUACAGCGGGACAGCAGACAGUCUUCACUUGCGAUGAUUUUUGUUGCCUUUCAUUACAUACCAAUACGUGCCACUCUGCAUGUUUCGCGACAACCCAGAAAUUCUAAUAAAUUUUAAUUGCAACACUAUCCAAAAUGUGCCAUCAACGUUUCUCGUGCACGUUAAACAAUUACGUGCAACCUCUUCUGUUCAGAUGCGACAGAAUAGUUUUGUAACUAUGUCUAGUAUACGCUUAUGUUGGUAAAGAGACUUUUUAGACUUACUUUGUUACAGGUAAUAACUUGUUACAUAUCUAUUCUACCUGCAUAGAGGAAAACGCUAAAUCACACUUAAUAAAUUAUUCAUUGAUAAUUCUGUCAUUAGUACUCUGAUCAUAGGAACAGAAACUUAAGGUCAAGGUAUCACUUCUUAAAUUUGAGCUUGCACCAUAACCUGAACGUCGACAUGAUGUAAUAAAUUUCGAUGUCUUUCUUUUUUCAUUUUUCGUAUUCUGGCCGCAUUCGUUAAAUAAAAUAUUCUGAAAUUUGC
Rhipicephalus sanguineus (brown dog tick) is the source of this 4314-nucleotide messenger RNA. RefSeq lists its product as uncharacterized. The record is from RefSeq and is a predicted model, not a curated record. The coding region runs from base 116 to 2731 and encodes 871 amino acids. Lineage: Eukaryota; Metazoa; Arthropoda; Arachnida; Ixodida; Ixodidae. The transcript is spliced from 4 exons.